This is a messenger RNA of Lymnaea stagnalis (great pond snail), 772 nucleotides long. The record is from the annotation of a GenBank genome assembly. Lineage: Eukaryota; Metazoa; Mollusca; Gastropoda; Lymnaeidae.
AGCUACUUGACUAUUGUCCUUAUACUGGACAAAGUUCGUGUGGAUGAUGGACAGUGGCACUAUUAUGAAGUCAGGUGGUUUGAAAAAGGUGCCAUUGACUUGUUCUUGGAUUACGAACAGUAUAAGUGGGUGAGUUUAAAAAACUAAGUGUAGUGAAAACAUGAGAUAUUUCCAUAACAGUAUAAGUGGGUGAGUUUAAAACUUAGUGUAGUGAAAACAUGAGAUAUUUCCAUAAAUAGUAAGUUUUAACGCUAUGUGUUGGAAAAAAAAAAGAGACAUAUUCAUGACCUGCUUAGUUUACAAGUUAGUUUACAACCAAAUAAAAAAAUGAACAAAUUUUUGUACAUAAAUGAACAUAUUUUUGUACAAAGAAGCAUAGUUUGGAAGUAUCUUUCCAUUAAUAUUUGUAAGCAUCUAUCUUUACUAAAGUUUGCUGAUUGAAAGUAAUUUGUUUAUAAAAAACAGUUUGAAUUGAACAUAGACUAGAUAUUGAUUGAACCUUGUACCAGACCAGGAGGGACUUCAUGGAUUAUUUUUAAUUUUCUGAAAAUUAAAUUGUUUGUAGGUAUAUUUUUUUUAAAUCGCUCGUCUUGUUUGUGGAGCAAAUCAUCGGAAGCAAACAGCAUAGUUAAAAUGGCUGUUGUGAAACAAUUUCAGAAAUUUCAAAAUGUCACAACUUCAAUUAUGGGUAAAGAUGUCACUCUGAUAUACGUGGGAGCGUCCAGAGACGGCAACAAACCGAUGGCCAAUUUCUUGACUGGAUGUUUUAAGG